Messenger RNA from Aspergillus aculeatus ATCC 16872, 2160 nucleotides. Its product is annotated as transcription factor domain-containing protein. NCBI's taxonomy places the organism in Eukaryota, Fungi, Ascomycota, Eurotiomycetes, Eurotiales, Aspergillaceae. Gene Ontology annotation, molecular function: DNA binding; zinc ion binding; DNA-binding transcription factor activity, RNA polymerase II-specific. Gene Ontology annotation, cellular component: nucleus. Gene Ontology annotation, biological process: regulation of DNA-templated transcription; DNA-templated transcription. The transcript is spliced from 4 exons. The record is from RefSeq and is a predicted model, not a curated record. The coding region runs from base 14 to 2023 and encodes 669 amino acids.
CAUCGUCUCCGCAAUGCGUCUGUCCAUCUCCUGCGACAGCUGUCGCCGGUCGAAAGUAAAAUGCGUGCACGACGGCCAACCCCCGUGUCGCCGAUGUCACCGCCUCAACCGCGACGAUACCUGCGUGCUCACCGACCCACGCUCCCCCGCGGCGAUACGUACGCCUCGCAGUCGCCAAUCCACCACUCCAUAUUCCAGUAGCACGCUGCGUCGCGCAAGCAGAGCGACCGAUGUCGCGCCAGAGCUUAGCAGUCCUGUCAUGCCCCGUACACCAGCCACGCCCAUCGCAACCCUCUCGACCGCCACCCUGAUCAACGCCUGCGAUAUCUACCGCAAGCGCUUCCCCGUCGUGAACUUCCUGCACUACCCCUCCCUGAUUGCCGACCUGUCCAACGAUCUCGCGUCCGUGGACCCAGUCUUCCUGGCCUCGCUCCUCUCACUAUGCGUGCGGUUCAUGAGCGACGAUGACCUCGCCCCCGAGGAGACGUACGCUACCUACGCGCGGACUCAGCUGGCCCAUCGCGCCUUCGAAGCGCCCUCGCUCUACCUUGCGCAAUCCCUGGUCAUGCUCUCACUGUACGAAUGGGGAUCGGGCCAUCCCUACCGUGCGUGGAUGUACAGCGGAAUGGCAACCUACAUGCUGCAAACCCUCCUGAAAACCGCCGACGACAGCAUGGAACACAAUCCGGAGGACUUCCACGCGGCCCCGCAGACCCAAAUCGCCUACGAGCAGCUUGUCCGCACAUAUUGGUGCUGCUUCGCACAGGACUGCGAGCUCAGCUCCGGCGCGCGGCAGCACAUCGCCCUCUCGUUCCGACAGAUCCUGGUGCCCCUUCCCAUCAGCGACCAAGACUUCACAUUCGGACGGGUGUGUCCGACCCGGCUGAUGCCGAGGGACAUGACGCAGGGGUCCUCGUCGCGAGUGAAGGGGUUGCUGACGAUCGACCGCGGUUUGAGCAUCGUGACCCGCGGGUUCGACAUCUUCGUGCGGAUCCUGCGGUUCGCGAACGAGAACCGCCGCGGGCGGGCCGGGGGUGAUUCCGCGGGGAUGUGGACAACCCUCAAGGGGGAGCUGGACGAGUGGCGCGAGUUGCAGGACGUCACGGUGCGGUUCCCCCAGACGAGCGCCCAGGCCCACGUCGCGCUGGGAUAUGGGGAGUUGUUCGCGUACAUCAACCUAGUGUAUUUUAUGAGUCGUCUCUUCCUCUACCGCGACGCCUUCCUCUCCACCCACCCGCCAGCCUCAGCCUCCGCCCCAGCCCCAACCGCCAGCGCCACAACCACAGCUUUACAAACCGAAACAGACCCCGACAAAGCCCUCGGCCACCUCUUCACCGCCGCCCAGCACAUCGGCAGCAUCAUCGCCGCCCUUGACGCCUCCGGCACCCCCGUCAUCACCUCCUACGCCGGCUACAGCGUCUUCGUCGCCGCCCACAUCAACAUGUACGGCUCCGUCGUCCCCGCCCGGUACCCCGGCGGCCGCGCGCGCGCCGAGCACGAGAAGAAGCGCAACUUUGAUUACCUCGAGAGGUUGUGUCGGUAUUGGGUUGUCGGGCAUAGUUGGUGGCGCACCCUCCAAGAAGCGAACCGAUUCUAUUCCACUGCCAAGCUGCCGGGGAGUCUUUCGGGGACGAAUGCGGCGUCCGCGGCGGAACGGAGUAUGGAGAGGCCGGAUCAUCUUACCCUGGCGGGGACGUUGGACGAGUAUGGGGAUAUUCGGGUCGAGAGGCCGGAGAUCUCCGCUGCUCGGUCGAGGAGUGGGGAGGGCGAUGCUCGGGUCGAGGUUGACUCCGGUGGUAGUGGUAGUGGUAGUAGGGCUGCGCGGGGAAGUGGAGGUGUGGCUGCUGGGGGAAUUGUCUCGCAGUUGCCGACUACGGCUGGGGCCGGCAGCACUGGCAUGGCUACUGCGGAUUAUGUUGAGCAGCAGCUGGGGUCGGAGAUGGUGCAGUGGCCGUUCUUGGACGAGAACUGGUCGUUGGGGUUCGAUCUGGGGUUCGAUGCUGCUUGGCCUGGGUUAGGGUGAUGACAUCGCAUUCUGCAUCGGUAACCCGGGAUCUGGGGGUAAUGGUACGAGUAGUGUUUACGAUUCCCAGAGACAAGCAGGAUGAUAGUCGUGUAUUGGGAUUCAUUCAUAAUCAGAUAAAAUAAGCAAACGGUAAU